AUUCAAGUCUUUCGUUCGGAUAAGACACAUUGAAUGUUGAUCGUGGUUUUGAAUUUCGUUGAUCUUGUAUUGAAAAUAGAAGGAGAAAAAGACACCGAACGCUAACAUUUUAUAGAGGUUUUUCAUUGUAGAUCCGCAAAACGGUUUUCGGUAAAUCGUUUAAUUGAAUUUAAUUUUAUGUUAAUUAUGAGAAACGAUUCGUUAUUUUUGUGCGCUGCGGUAUAAAUGGGUUGUGCAUUGUUUGUAUUCAAUGGAAAUGACCUUUGAAAAUAUCAUAAAUUUUUGUCACACACCACAAGGAUUAUGGAUUCGAGCUUAAUAUGGAUUAUAAUGGACUCGCAAAGAAAAUAAAUAAAAACAAUAUGCGACAAAGUUCGUAAAUAAGUUUUUUUUUCUGUUAAAAUAUUAUUAAACAGACCGAACAUAAAUUGCUCAUUGUGAUAAAACGGAAUAAUAUGUGGGCUAUGUAAGUGUAGUGAUAUAAAAUGAAAACUGAGUCUCAUAAAAUAUCAAGCAACGAAAGAAUGAAAAAAAAUGAAUAAAUCCGUAACUGGAUGGCAAUGUAAUACAUUAAAAUUUGAAAUUAUUUUGUGGUUUUGUCUGUUGUAGACAUUAAACAGUGAAAAUUUUUGCUAAAUAAACUUUUACUUUCCGUGUGAGUUAUCGUUUUUGUUCGUGAAUAAUAAAAGUUUUUUUUAUCGUGUGGAUUCAACCACAUUCUUCUAGAUAAAAUUUUCUUUUUAUUUAAGUCGCUUCAAAACUUUUAAUUAAUCGGACACACGCAUAUGAUCAAACAAAACGAUGGAAAUAACACAAAAAAAGUGGUUUUCAACUACUUCUUCUCCAUCAACUUGUUGAAACUAGUUUAUGUUUAUAUUGAGCAUAAGUGAAUAAACUAUGAAAAUCCAUAUGCAAAAAAGUAUAAAAAACGAAGAACUUUAAAUAACAAUAUCAUUUUAAAAAUAGAAGAGACGAAAACUCUUUGUGUAACAUAAACUAUGAAACCCAUCACAUUUGAAUCGAUUCGAAAUUUCUUGAAAACAAAAAAGAAGAAUAAAAAAGACGGUGCCGAUGCCAGCUUUAAACGCAGUGAUUCAUUUAAACGAAUUAGCAUAAGAAAAAGUUACCUAGAUCGGGGUCGUAAGAGGGCAAUUCGUACAAAGGCUGUUAUCGAUUUUAAUGAAGUCGAUGUUAAAACGGGUAUUUAUUCGGGUCGACCUUUGGUGGAGAGCAAACAAUUCAAUGGCGGUGUCAAAGAAGAUUUUAGCCUAAAAAAUAAGUCGUUACAAGAGAUAAAUGAAAUUUGCGGAGGUGGAGAGGACGACAAUGAUAAAUACAAUAGUGUCAGUGCUCCCAGUACGGUGGAUGUUGAUAGUCGCGAGACAGAAACGCAAACUGUAGCUAUCAAUUUUCAAGGUUCAAACAGCACAGAAUCCAUAUACAACGACUUGAAUAACGAAAAUGAAUAUGAAGCAAAAAAUGAUGAAAAGAAACUUAAUAUAUCGCAAAUUAGUGUAGCCGCAUCGUUGAGCAGUAAACACGGACCGUCUUCCAACUUUAAUAUUAUAGAAGAAGAUGUGGAAACUAAAUCUAACUUCUCCAGUAAUUCAUAUUUUUUGCUUGACGAAAAUAUUUACGAAAAGGCGGAUUCCAUCAGCAAGAAACGUUUGUCAAAUGCUGAUCUGUCGAAUGAUGUGACGAGUGAUAAUCAAACGUUUACGGACUUUGACAAACGACCCGUACGUUACAAUUCGAGAACAAGUCUAGACAAACACUCCAUUAAAUCGUCCAAUUCGCAUCUAGACUCACCGAAUCUGGUGACGUUUAAAACUUAUUGUGAACCGAAAACCUACAUCGAAACUAGCUUCGACAGUGUGGAGCCACGCAGUGUAACGCACAGUUUAGAAUCACGUAGCAAUGUAUCACGAACAAGUUUAAACUAUGAAGUUGUACAUGCAACUGAAAUCGACUCACAAACCUUUAAAUUACCGGGGAAAAAUAAGAACGAAGGUGUCGUUAUACGAAUACCAGCUAUUGUGGAAUGUGAUUCCAAGGAGGAGGGAGCAACAAGAACCAAGCAAAAUUUGAACAAGCAAAUUAGUAAUGAUUCCGCUCUGGAUGUUACGGAAGAUUUAACAAUAUCCAAUAACUUGGAGACGUCUUUGAAUGGAAAAUUUACUUUCGAGAUUUAUAAAGAACUGCAACGUUCAAACGACAAUAUACUAAAGGAGUGCAAACAAAGAAAUGAUUCAGCCCCGUCUGCAGCAGGUCGUGUCAGUGUCAAAAAACCAAGCAGAAAAUCCAAAACGGGUAGCAGCAGAAAGCAAACGUAUGAAGAUCCACCAUCGGUACACAAAUCCUUAGACGAAUCAUUCCGUUCCCUACAAAUUGACGAUCAGUCAGAAAAUUUCUUCUUCGAACCCGAACAAGGUGUGUACGACGAGGUAAAUGUUAUUUCACCGGACAGUUCAAUACCUUACCCGCUUCGGAUCAAAACAAAUCCAUUCACGCGCCAAAAAGAAUUGUAUUCAGUGAACCUUGGCCGUAUCUGGAAACAAUUAAAUUUGGGCCAAGAAGAGGAUUUGUCACUUGAAGCAACAUCAUUGCAAGGAAAUUUUAAAGUGAAAAAUGAAUCAUUCAAAUCCAUGUCGUCACACGAUUCCGGUUUCAGCUUAACGUUAACAAAACCAAAAAACUUAUUCCGAAGAAAAUCGAAGAAGAAUCGACGCAAACCUAAACUAUCGGUCAGUCGUGAUGGCUAUUUCAAACGGGUCAUGGUCGUUCAACGAAAUUCCUCGAGGCGAAAAAAGAAGAAAAAUACGAAACAACAACAUCAGCAACUCAAUAACAUGUUUGACCAGAGUUUUUAUGAAACCCUCGAUCGAUAUUAUCAGGAGUCCCGACGAUAUGGUAACAAUUAUCCAGCCGAUGGUAGCAAGUAUUACGAUAAUGAUGUUUUUAUGAGAGAAUUUGAAGAAUUUUGCAUGCGUCGCAAUCAAACAAGAAUCGAGAAGUAUAAAUCAAAAAGCUUUGAUGAAUUUUUGCAAUUUAACAAUGACGAUAAAUUUUCACAAGAAAUCAGUGACCUCGAAGCAUUCUUUGAGGAACAUUUGAAACGAUUGAAAGAGUAUUACUUGCAAAAAAAGCAAUUGAACGAGCGUACAAUCAAUGAACUUUAUCACGACUACGAUCGCCAUGGUAAACAAAAGGAAAUAUCGUCCGAAGAAUACAAGAAUAACGACUGUGAAGAUCGAUUUUAUAAACGAUCGAACGAUUCGCUGAAGGUACAAAGUGAUCGAAAUCAUUUGAAUACAAUUGAACACGACGAGACCAGUUUAGACUAUACGUCGUUCGAUGCAUCAUUAGAUUAUAGCUUUCCUCAUCCGGAUAAAAGGGUCGGUCGAAACAACAACUCCAAAAGUCGAAAUAAAUUCCAAAUACAAGAAGUGCGUCCAGUGACAUCGUCCAAUGAAUUGAAAUACGCUUCGUUGGAGUUUUCAAAUGCUAGGCAAUGUGAUAAGAAAGUGAUUGAGAAUGCAGUACCUUAUGCUGAUAUACAAUUUCCUAAAGAAUUCAACGAAUUUCCCUAUGGAAAAAUCAAAUUGAAUGAAAAUCGACGUACAUCGAGACGAAAAUUCAAAAGUUUGGAACACAAUGCUUCCACAGCGCAAACUGAAAUAUCACUUUCGACAAUAUUCCCAUCCGUUUCAAGUACACAAAGGGAUAUAUGUCAUCGAUGCCACAAGGAACAACGAAAUAACCAUUCGAUUAAAGACAAUGCCGAUGACAUAUUAGCUAGUGAUGAAUUUAGUGAAAAUGAAUUUAUUGCCAACAGCAUCGGUUGUGAAUUAUGUGCUAACUGUGAUAACUUAUAUAUUGACUGUGUUUGUUCGACGAACGAAUUGGAUGUCAGUGAUAAUGGGAAAAAAGUGUUAUUUUGUAAAUGUUCGGUUGAAGAAGAAAAUGGCAGAAAACUAACAACAAAUAAAAGAAAAAUGAAGCGGAAAAAGUCUAAGAGGCGUCUGGCGAAAAAUCAUUCAACGCUCAGACGUGGAUAUAGUUGCACGAGUGAUAUCACACAAAAGGGAUAUGAAAAGAAACGUACAAGACUGUUGCAGCCAUACAUUCAGAAAAACGCACAGCAAGGUGAUGGGUACUAUAAUCUGCAAAAGCAACAGUCAACGAAUAGCGCUGGAGGUAAUGGCGGGGUUGUAGUCAAUAGCGAAGGCUAUAGCUAUGUAAAUGAUGUACCAUCAAUUCAAUCACAUCAUCGUCACUCUGGCCAAAAAUCGUCAUCUUCAUCGCAUCGAGAACAUCAACAGCAAAAUCGAACACGGCGAACACAACGUCGUGUCACACAUAAUGAAAAGCGUUAUCAUUCAGCUGGUCGACCAAAUAUUAAACCAAGUGACAUAUUGGCAAUGAAAUCAAACUACAAGGGUUGUGCACCAUACAAACCGGCAUCAUCAACAGCACCCUCAUCACCAGCCGCUAUGAUGAUGGCCACCGUAGACCAUACGACUAUACACGCUCAAAAUAACAUUAACAAUCUUAGUAAAAAUGUGCCAUCAGCCACACCAUAUUCAAAUAAUUGUAACAAUUCCAAUAAUUUUGCUUUGGCAAAUAAUGCUUCAGCUGCUUCUGUGGACGUUAGAAAUAAUCAACCUCAGCCAAAAAGCACAAAAUCCAAUAAUCAGUCAUCGUCACGUAAAAAUCGACGAAUCGGAAGACAAGAGAGUAGAUACACUAGCGAAGUGCGACAAGAGGCAGUUCAACAAGCUUUAGCUGCAUUAAAAAAUAGACCAAAACCUAGUUUACCAAUGCCAUCGAAACGGAGUUCGGUACUAAAUCGUAGUCCAGACAGAGAUCGUGAUGAUUCAGAUUCAAGUUCUGACGAAGGGUCUAUACCCGAAGAACGAAUAUCAACUCCGGACAGAGAAUACAAUUAUCCGCGUGAUCAUCUUAGCAACUCCAGGGAACAAAUGAAAUUACCCUCAAGAGAUCAUUCGAAUCGACAUCAGAGCAAUAUAUCCGAACGCCGGCCACAGAAUCUUCCGCCACCUCCUCUAUCGGACACAUCUAGUGCAGGAUCUCCUCCAGCUAUUCAUCGAAUUCCGAAAAAUAGCUAUGACAUGACUGAUAUAUCGGAGUUCCAGCAAGGAGUUAGGCCUUAUGCAGCUCCAGAUAUUACUCAAUUUAAUAAUACUAGAAGGGGAGCUGAUCGAGUUACUAGAUACGUGAAUGUUUCCCAGACUGAGGCGGGAGAUACAAGCACAACUGGUCGCUGGAAAGUCUCCGCUAAAAUUCAACAACUCCUAAAUACAUUGAAACGGCCUAAACGUCGACCACUUCCAGAAUUUUACGAAGAUAAUGACAUUGAAUUAGAAAUAGCAGCCAAUCCAAAAGAUCCAAACGCACCACGUCCCGAAGGCAACACCAUGACACCAGUCACUGGGGAACAAUUAGUCAUUCCAUCCGGUUUACCGCGUUCACUAGAAGCUGCUGUGCAACGGUACGGAACCAAUUCGUUCAAGGCUCCAAUGGCAACCGUCUUGGAUCCAAAUGGAAAAUUGACAACAACUUUGACAUACGGCAAGCUACUGUCUCGUGCAAUGAAAAUAGCUUACGCUUUAUCAACAAAAGUAUUUAGUAAGGGACCUGAGUCAGUCACACUAAAAGCUGGGGAUACUGUCGCAUUGGUAUAUCCUAACAACGAUCCUUUGAAUUUCAUAACAGCCUGGUAUGGUUGCAUGUUCCGGGGACUAGUUCCGUUACCUAUUGAACUGCCACUGUCCAGUUCGGAUUCUCCACCGCAACAAGUCGGUUUCUUAUUAAGCUCGUGCGGCAUUCAAGUUGCUUUAACAUCGGAAGCUUGUCUGAAAGGAUUGCCAAAAUGUACGACCGGUGAAAUAGCCAAGCUGAAAGGAUGGCCGCGCUUGCAGUGGUUCGUUACGGAACAUUUGCCGAAACCACCAAAAGACUUCAACACGAACAAUGUUCGUAUCAAUGAAGAAGGCAAUGCUUACAUUGAAUACACCAGUGAUAAGGAUGGCAGCGUAAUGGGUGUGACAGUGACUCGUCAAGCUAUGAUGAACCAUUGCCGAGCCCUGACCAUGGCUUGUCAUUACACAGAAGGUGAAACAGUUGUUUGUGUAUUGGACUUUAAAAGAGAAGUCGGACUGUGGCAUAGUGUUUUGACGAGUGUAUUGAAUGGAAUGCAUGUUCUCUUUAUACCAUACGCUUUAAUGAAAUUAAGACCAUCAUCAUGGAUGCAGUUGAUUACGAAAUAUCGUGCAUCAUGUUGCCUAGUUAAGAGUCGUGAUCUACAUUGGGGACUGUUGGCUACUAAAGAUCACAAAGACAUAAAUCUGUCGUCACUGAGAAUGCUCCUAGUUGCUGAUGGCGCGAAUCCAUGGUCGUUGUCGAGCUGUGAUCAAUUUUUGAGUGUAUUUUCGCAAAAAGGUUUACGGGCUGAUGCAAUAUGUCCUUGUGCAAGCAGUUCUGAAGUGUUUACAGUAUCGUUACGUCGUCCGGGUCGCGUUUCCGGACAAUUUACUCAGGCAGCUACUGGUAGAGGUGUUUUGUCCAUGGCAGCUCUUUCUCACGGCGUUGUUCGCGUGGAUAGCGAGGAUUCAUUAACUUCUUUAACGCUUCAAGAUUGUGGUCAAGUUAUGCCAGCUGCGAACAUGGUCGUUGUUCGAUCCGAAGGGGUGCCAGUGCUCUGCAAAACCGAUCAAGUCGGAGAGAUUUGUGUAACAUCUGGUGCAACAGGGAACGUUUAUUUCGGUCUAGACGGAAUGACCAAUGCCACAUUCAAAAUACAGCCGCUGUUGGACGAUCCAGAUCCCAAAGAUCCAACAUCCGUUGGUAAACCAAUCAGCGAUGAAUUGUACGUUCGAAGCGGAUUACUCGGUUUCCUUGGUCCUGGUGGAUUGGUAUUUAUUUGUGGAUCGCGUGACGGUCUAAUGACUGUAACAGGAAGAAAGCAUAACGCUGACGAUAUAAUUGCAACUGUGUUGGCCGUUGAACCGAUGCGUUUCAUCUAUCGUGGCCGGAUCGCUGUCUUCAGCAUCAAAGUCUUGAGAGAUGAACGUGUGUGUGUCAUAGCAGAACAACGACCUGACUGUUCGGAAGAAGAAUCAUUCCAAUGGAUGUCUAGAGUUUUGCAGGCUGUUGAUUCGAUACAUCAAGUUGGAAUUUACUGUCUUGCUUUGGUUCCGCCAAAUCAUUUGCCAAAAACGCCAUUAGGUGGCAUUCACUUGUGUGAAGCAAGAAGACGAUUCUUAGAAGGAUCACUUCAUCCAGCCAAUGUAUUGAUGUGUCCACAUACUUGCGUGACGAAUCUGCCGAAACCGAGAGAGAUCCAUCAAGGCGCACUACAACAACAUCAAGUAUCGGGAAGUUCAUCUGGAUGUGUUACAGACACAUCAGUGGGUCCAGCUUCAGUUAUGGUUGGCAAUUUGGUGCAAGGGAAUCGAUUGGCUGUCGCACAUGGAAGAGACAUUGGAUUCUCCGAAGAUAAUGAGAGAAAGCAUCAAAUCAUUACUGGAGUAUUACGAUGGAGAGCAAAUACAUCUCCAGAUCAUGUUUUAUACACAUUGUUGAAUUCUAAAGGAACUGUUGCCAAAACGCUCACCUGUUCCGAAUUACACAAACGUUCCGAAAAGAUUGCAGCUCUCUUACAAGAACGAGGCAAAGUAAAUCCUGGAGAUCAUGUUGCUCUCAUAUUCCCUCCUGGCUUAGAUUUAAUUUGUGCAUUUUACGGUUGUCUAUAUCUGGGUGCCGUGCCAAUAACGAUACGACCACCGCAUCCACAAAAUCUCAUCACAACAUUACCAACGGUUCGCAUGAUUGUCGAUGUGUCGAAAAGCGGAAUCGUUUUGUCCAUACAGAACAUAAUAAAAUUGCUAAAAUCACGCGAAGCGGCCGCUUCCAUAGAUCCGAAAAGCUGGCCAAUCAUCCUUGAUAUCGACGACAAUCCGAAACGAAAAUUGGCUUCAAUUGCUAAUUGUUCACUCGACUCAACUGCUUAUCUAGACUUCAGCGUUUCUACAUGUGGUAGAUUAAGUGGAGUCACAAUGACUCAUAGAUCUCUGUCGAGUGUUUGCGCUAGUUUGAAACUAGCUUGUGAACUGUAUCCUAGUCGGCAUGUAGCAUUAUGCUUGGACCCAUAUUGUGGACUCGGCUUUGCCAUGUGGACGUUAAUUAGCGUCUACAGUGGACAUCACUCAAUACUAAUUGCUCCCUAUGAAGUCGAAGCGAAUCCCAGUCUAUGGCUUAGUACGCUCUCACAGUACCGUGUUCGUGAUACGUUCUGUUCGUAUGGGGUGAUUGAACUGUGCACGAAAGCAUUGAGCAAUUCCAUACAAAUGCUGAAGCAGAGAAAUGUUAAUUUGGCUUGUUUGAGAACGUGUGUCGUUGUAGCGGAAGAACGACCUCGCGUACAAUUGACACAACAGUUUUGCAAGCUCUUCCAAGCAUUGGGAUUAAAUACUCGUUGCGUUUCAACGUCGUUUGGCUGUCGCGUUAAUCCAGCUAUUUGUGUUCAAGGUGCUAGUUCUGCUGAAAGUGCUCAGGUUUAUGUUGACUUGCGAGCACUACGCAACAAUCGAGUCGCUUUGGUUGAACGUGGUGCUCCGAACUCGCUGUGUUUAAUUGAAUCAGGUAAACUUUUGCCCGGCGUUAAAGUAAUAAUUGCAAAUCCCGAAACGAAAGGACAUUGUGGCGACUCACAUUUGGGCGAGAUCUGGGUCCAAUCUCCUCACAGCGCUAACGGAUACUUUACGAUCUACGGCGACGAGACCGAUUACAAUGACCAUUUCAAUGCUAAACUCGUCACCGGCCAAACAACCGAAACGUAUGCUCGCACCGGUUACUUGGGAUUCCUACGACGCACUGAAUGUUCUCAAGCUGGAUCGAUAUUGGACGAAACGACACCCAGCAUAGCCAGUCGAGACAGUGACACCGAAUCGUUGCACUCUCAGGGUACAUUGCAAUCGCAUGCCCCAUCUGCUACAUCGGCCGAUCAAGAGUUACAUGAUGCGGUCUACGUUGUUGGUGCGCUGGACGAGGUGAUAACAUUGCGUGGCAUGAAUUACCAUCCGAUUGACAUUGAGAAUUCGGUACUGCGAUGCCAUAAGAAAAUCGCAGAGUGUGCAGUAUUCACAUGGACCAAUUUGUUGGUUGUCGUUGUCGAAUUGGAUGGUAACGAAUCUGAAGCAUUGGAUCUGGUUCCGCUUGUUACGAAUACGGUAUUGGAGGAACACCAAUUGAUCGUUGGAGUUGUUGUCGUUGUUGAUCCCGGUGUUGUGCCAAUAAAUAGCCGUGGUGAAAAGCAACGAAUGCAUUUACGUGAUGGAUUUUUGGCCGACCAAUUGGAUCCAAUAUACGUUGCUUAUAACAUGUAAAUAUAGUAACUGAUGCGCACACAUUUAUUGGCAAGCAAUUUUUUUUUAUCGCAAGGAAUGUAAGGAUAUUGCGGUGUCACUGUUUUCUCAACGUAUUAACCACGACAAACGAUUAUUGUAGAUGUACACAAAGGUGUAAUUUAUUGAAAUUUAUUUGAAUUUGUUUUUUUGGAAUCUACUUACGUGCCAUGCGUAUGGUGAUGUCGCGCAAGAGCUAAUAGACGAGCGUUUGUUCGGUUUGUAUGAAGAACGAAAAUAAUUCUGAAAUUUUUAAACCAAUCGAGUUAUGUGGAGGACAGUACAAAAUGUACUCGGACUCUAAGCAGUUGGUCAAGAAUGUACGUAACGUUUUAUGCAUAGAAAGAAUUAAAUGUUCAAAACGGUCGAUCUCUUGUCAAUCAUUUUCUCAUGGCUCUCUGCAACUCUGGACAAGAUAAAAUACAAGCAUAGGUUGACUUUCUCUUAAUUUUCAUGUUAAAUUUGUACCAGUAAUUGUAUAGAUUUGUUGCUCAAAAACUGGCAAUAUCGGAAUGUCAAUGCAUUUGAUUUGCAUGCGGGAUUCAUAUUU
This is a messenger RNA of Bradysia coprophila, 9975 nucleotides long. It is a transcript of the gene DIP2, whose product is annotated as disco-interacting protein 2. NCBI's taxonomy places the organism in Eukaryota, Metazoa, Arthropoda, Insecta, Diptera, Sciaridae. The record is from RefSeq and is a predicted model, not a curated record.